ACAUGCUGCCAAGAAAGCAGGGCGUAGCUUAUUAAUUUUUUUUCUUUAAACUAGACUGAUUCAUAGAAACUCCUUUAAAACGCAGUGAAAAGACACCACCCCAUUGCACAUCCUGACACAGCAGCAGAGGGAAACUUAUAACUCCUGGCAGGCAGGGCACUCCCUCCACUGCAGCGCUGUACGUCGAGAAGGCAGGACUCAGGCAAAGCAAGCUCCUUCUUCUAAAGGUGCCAGAACCAGCCCCACGACAGGACUCAUCUGCAUUUGAGACCCUCCCACACACGACUGAGAAGCCAAGAUGUUGGUGCUACUGGCUGGUAUUUUUGUGGUCCACAUUGCCACUGUGAUCAUGCUGUUUGUCUCCACCAUUGCCAACGUCUGGUUGGCAAAUGCCAAGAACUCAACAGGACUCUGGCUAAGCUGCACUGAAAGUCGCUGCUCUCCAGUAUCAUUCAAUGAAGGGGAUAUGUCUUACCUCAAGGCAGUGCAAGCCUUCAUGAUCCUGUCAAUCAUCUUCUCAUUCAUCUCAUUGGUCAUGUUUGUGGUGCAGCUCUUUACCAUGGAGAAAGGAAAACGCUUCUACAUCACCGGAGCCGUCAUGCUGAUUUGCUGGUUGUCCAUUUUGAUUGCUGUCUCCAUCUACACCGCCCGAUUCCCACCGCACUUCACGCAGCCUGCCUACCACCAUGGCUACUCCUUCAUACUGGCCUGGAUCUGCUUUUGCUUCAGCUUCAUCAUUGGCAUCCUUUACCUUGUCCUGAGAAAGAAAUAAGGCUGAGAGGAGUUCAAGGAGUUGGGGGAGGGUUAGAAAUUGGGGAUGGGGAAGAUGAGGAAUCAAUCAGCUGGAAGAACUGUUUGGCCAAUAACACCAAAAAAAGCCCACCACAAAUGAAUCCACCAAAGAGCAAGAAACAGCUCCUGUCUAGCCAGCACCUCCUUGAUCCUGAGCCUUAAAGUUACAGUCAAAUGGCCUUGUCACCAGAUGCUGCUCUCCUUCCUCGCAAAGUUGGGCUGUGCCUUAAGGAACCACCAGACUCCGCAUCACCAACUUGGCAGCACAUCAAGGAAAUGAGAGCUGCAUCUUCCUUCCUCCCCCUUCCUCCCUAUUUCUCCAUAGCAUGUGUUGUGGGUGGGGCAGUGUGGGAUAAGACAUUUUGCCUAAGAGAACAAUGGGAUAGGCCCUUUUUGUUACAUUUUUAUAAAGGUUAAAGACAUUAUAUCUGGAAACAGCCCAACUAGACUAAACUUCAAAUUUUAACAAAUAUUAUCAUUGCAAAUUUAUUGCCAUCCUGUUUCCUACUUAAGAAAGAAACUAAUUCCCAUGAAUAAAUUGGGGAAGAGGUGGAGGGAUGGGAGGAGAGAGGGAAGGAAGGAGACAGGCAAGGAUUAUAGUAACAGAGGAUGCAGUUAUAACUCAGCGGUAUCCACCCCAGGGAGUAAUCUGGUGGGGUGGGGGGUGUCUCUCCACUAUAGUUGGCUGUGUAUCUCUUAACACAGCAGCAUGAUGAAGAACUCAGGGAGUCCCUAUGAAGCCAUGAACAGCCAGAUUUGUGAUGCAUGUGCUCUAUAAGCCACGGGACUGAAGGGGCUUUCCAAGCUGAUCCCUGGGGCAGCCUGUUUAGGCUUGUGGGAUCUCACUGUUCAACACUGAAUUGGGUUUUUAUAACUAUCUGUAGGUAAUAGAUUUUUCCUCCUCAUUGUAUGGGUCAUUAAUCAAACCCCACUGUGUCAAUGUCAGUCACUUCAAAGUAAGAGCCAUUUAAUGGCAGAAGAAAUAAGGCCUAAUAGUUAGAAGGGGAGGAGAGGGAAGUGGGGAAAUUGAGAAUCAGGAAUCCAGCAUUCUGUUCCCAGCUCUGUCACUUUACCUGUUUGUGACUAUGUUCUUCCAUCUGUAAAAUGAUGUUAGUUAUUCCUACCUCCCGGGGGUGUUGAGAGGCUUCAUUAAUUAAUGCCUAUACAAGGAAAUCCUCACACAAAAGGCUGUUUGGGAAAAAAAUAGCAUUGUUGUGUCAUAAUUGCAGGAAUAGAGUUACUGUCUGCAUCAGGGUAUCCAAUCCAAACAUUUCUGUCCCUUUGGAAAGCUUAAAUAGUAAAUGGAGAUUGCUAGUGGCAAGGCCUCAGGACUCACUGUGGUUAUGUCCACAAAUUAGAGCUCGGUGGCAACAAGAAAUUCAUGGGUGCAGGGUUAGUUGGAACAGUAUUUUCUUUCACGCUUUCUCUGUUACAUUCUCUUUCCAUAUAGACUUUGUUAAUUCGGUGGACAUAUUUUAGUACUGUACGCGGCUGUUUCUUUGACAGAGUAAGUGUUUAUUUCUACAGUCAUUGUAAAUAUUUUGAUACAAAUGUUUCUAGCUUUAGGGAUAUAAAAUACAAUCCAAUUCCCUUUAUUUUA
This is a messenger RNA of Pelodiscus sinensis (Chinese soft-shelled turtle), 2392 nucleotides long. It is a transcript of the gene EMP1, whose product is annotated as epithelial membrane protein 1. The record is from RefSeq and is a predicted model, not a curated record. Gene Ontology annotation, cellular component: plasma membrane. Lineage: Eukaryota; Metazoa; Chordata; Testudines; Trionychidae.